Messenger RNA from Paramecium tetraurelia, 1455 nucleotides. RefSeq lists its product as uncharacterized. The record is from RefSeq and is a predicted model, not a curated record. Gene Ontology annotation, molecular function: ATP binding; ATP hydrolysis activity; protein binding. NCBI's taxonomy places the organism in Eukaryota, Ciliophora, Oligohymenophorea, Peniculida, Parameciidae. The transcript is spliced from 3 exons.
AUGUUAAAUAAAAUCAAAAUUGAUUCUGAAUCCCGCUUAAGCGAAGAAUAGAAAAUUAAGGACCGGAGAAGGAACGUUAUCAUCUUAAUUCAACGAUAUCUUGUGAAUUCUGGUUAUAUUGACUCAGCAACAAAAUUGGGGACGGAAUCAAAUUUGACUUUGAAUUAAUAUGAUGCAGCAGAUAAUAUGGAUUUAUAUAUGAUAUUUUGCGAAUUUGAAUAGUUUUAUGAAAUGAAGUUCAUGAAACCUCCGAAACUUGUAAAAAAGGUUGAUGGUUAAAGCACUCCAGGAUUGCCUCGAAUCCCAAGUUCAGGAAAAAGUGGUAGUAACAAUAGCAGUAAUUCGAAUAAUCAAAAUGCAGCAGGUUCUAAUAAGAAAAAUGCUUAGUAAUCAAAGGAGAAGGAUAAUAAUAGUAAGGAUGCAAAAAAUGAACCUGAUUCACUAGAAAUUUAAGGAACAGGAGUUUAAUAAAAAUAAUAAAAUAACGAAGAUGCUAAUCAUAAGGACUGGUUUGAUCCAAGAGUUUUAAAAGGAUUACCUGAUUAUUCUGAUGUUCCUGAAUUUUAAUAAUUAGCAGCCUAUUUACAGAGAGAUAUUUGUUCAGAAAAUCCAAAUGUUAAAUUUUCUGAUAUCGCUGGUUUAGAUUAAGCCAAAAGACUGCUUAAAGAAGCUGUCUUAGUACCUUUAAAAUACCCACAUUUUUUCUAAGGAAUUUUGGAACCAUGGAAGGGUGUUUUAUUGUUUGGACCACCAGGAACAGGUAAAACGAUGUUAGCAAAAGCAGUGGCUACUGAAUGCAGAACUACAUUUUUUAAUGUUUAGGCUUCAUCAGUUGUUUCUAAAUGGAGAGGAGAAAGUGAAAAACUGAUUCGUGUUCUUUUUGAUUUAGCAAGACACUAUGAACCAAGCACAAUAUUCAUAGAUGAAAUGGAUUCAAUUAUGGGUUAAAGAGGAUCUGCUGGUAAUGAGCAUGAAGGAGGGAGAAGAAUGAAAACUGAAUUACUUAUAUAAUUAGAUGGUUUAUUAAAAUCAAAGAAGAGAGUCUUUUUAUUGGCUGCAUCAAAUUUGCCUUGGGACUUAGAUAUUGCUAUGUUAAGAAGAUUAGAAAAGAGAAUAUACAUACCAUUACCUGAUCAAGAAUCAAGAGAGUCGAUGAUUCGUCGAUAUAUUCCUUAAGAAAUGAGUGAAAAUCUCAAUUAUCCAUAAUUUGCAGAAGCUCUUAAAAAUUACAGUGGCAGUGAUAUCAAAUUAGUUUGUAAGGAAGCAGCAAUGAAACCACUUCGAAGACUCCUUAGUUAAAUUGAGGAUAUUUAAAACUUGACAUCAUAUGAUGAUGUAAGACCAGGACCAGUGACUGAAACAGAUUUUGCAGAGGCUAUGAACUAAGUCAAACCUUCACCAAGUGUAUUUGAGAAUCAAUAUUUAAAAUGGGAAAAGGAGAGUGGAUCGUGUUGA